This is a messenger RNA of Drosophila biarmipes, 2789 nucleotides long. It is a transcript of the gene l(2)37Cb, whose product is annotated as pre-mRNA-splicing factor ATP-dependent RNA helicase DHX16. Gene Ontology annotation, molecular function: ATP binding; RNA binding. The record is from RefSeq and is a predicted model, not a curated record. The coding region runs from base 48 to 2732 and encodes 894 amino acids. The transcript is spliced from 4 exons. Gene Ontology annotation, cellular component: intracellular anatomical structure; catalytic step 2 spliceosome. Lineage: Eukaryota; Metazoa; Arthropoda; Insecta; Diptera; Drosophilidae.
UAUCGGAGCCGGCUUCAUUUGUUUAUUUAUUGCUGAAACUUUGGAAAAUGUCGGGUAAAAACAGGAAGCGCACGGCCAGCAGCAGCAGCAGCGCCGAGGAGCCGGACAGCGAGGAGGAGUCGCGCCUGAAGGAUCUGCAGGAGCGCGAUGCGUUCGCCAGCAGGCUCAAGCAGCGCGACGAUGACCGCACGCGCAAGGUGGUGGAGUCCACCGGCGGACGCAAGGCCAUCGAUGAGGCCGCCAAGCGGCUGAAGCUGGAGCACGAGGAUCGGGACAAGAUCGUGCCCCACCUGCGCAUCCAGUCGCGUCGCCAGUACUUGGAGAAGCGCAAGGACGACAAGGUGGCCGAACUGGAGGCCGACAUCCUGGACGAUGAAUACCUCUUCGAUGAGAGCGUGCUAACCAAACGGGAGAAGGAGGAGCGCCAGUACAAGAAGCAACUGUUGAACAUUGCCAAGGAGCAUGAAAAGGCGAGGGAACUGGAGCGCAUUCAGCGUUAUCAUAUGCCACAGGACUUGAAGAAGGGCGAGCGGUCCGAGUAUGUUGAGGUGGAUGACUUCGAGAAGCAACCCAACUCAGAGCAGAAGAAAUGGGAGGCGGAGCAGUUGGCCUCGGCGCGUUUCCAGUUCGGUGCCAAGGAUGUAAAGGCGGAGGAGGAGUACGAGUUGCUCCUCGACGACCAGAUUGACUUCAUCCAAGCUCUCACGCUGGACGGAAGUCGCGAAAAAUCCUCAAGCCGGCAGCCGGAACUCACGGAGAAGGAGCGUAAACGUUUGACGUUGGAAGAGACCAGACGAUCGCUGCCCGUAUAUCCCUUUAAGGACGAUCUAAUAGCUGCUGUGAAGGAGCACCAGGUGCUCAUCAUCGAAGGCGAAACGGGAUCGGGAAAAACAACCCAGGUGCCGCAGUAUCUGGUCGAGGCCGGCUUCACCAAGGACAAGAAGAUGAUUGGGUGCACACAACCGCGUCGAGUUGCCGCCAUGUCGGUGGCAGCGCGUGUGGCCGAGGAAAUGGGCGUGAAGCUGGGCAACGAGGUGGGCUACAGCAUCCGUUUCGAGGACUGCACCUCAGAUCGCACCAUUCUCAAGUACAUGACUGAUGGUACACUGCAUCGAGAGUUCCUCUCGGAACCGGAUCUGGCCUCCUACAGUGUCAUGAUCAUCGACGAGGCUCACGAGCGCACACUGCACACGGACAUCUUGUUCGGCCUGGUCAAGGAUAUUGCGCGAUUUAGGCCCGAGCUGAAGCUGCUUAUUUCCAGUGCCACUCUAGAUGCGGAUAAGUUCUCCGCUUUCUUCGAUGAUGCCCCCAUCUUUCGGAUACCCGGUCGCCGCUAUCCAGUGGACAUCUUCUACACCAAGGCCCCGGAGGCAGACUACAUCGAUGCGUGCUGCGUUUCAGUUCUGCAGAUUCAUGCCACCCAGCCGUUGGGCGAUAUUUUAGUGUUUCUCACGGGCCAGGAUGAGAUCGAAACUUGCCAGGAGGUUUUGCAGGAUCGCGUUAAGCGACUGGGCUCCAAAAUACGCGAGCUGAUCGUCAUUCCCGUCUAUGCCAAUCUUCCGAGUGAUAUGCAGGCCAAAAUCUUUGAGCCAACUCCGCCGAACGCCCGGAAAGUUAUCCUGGCCACGAAUAUCGCGGAGACCUCGCUGACCAUCGAUAAUAUCAUAUAUGUGAUUGAUCCUGGUUUCGCCAAGCAGAAUAAUUUCAAUUCCCGUACCGGCAUGGAAUCGCUGAUGGUAGUGCCCAUUUCGAAGGCCUCCGCAAAUCAGCGAGCGGGCCGAGCGGGACGCACUGCACCUGGAAAGUGCUUCCGCUUAUACACGGCAUGGGCGUACAAGCACGAACUGGAGGAUAACACAGUUCCGGAGAUACAGCGCAUUAAUUUGGGCAACGCGGUGCUGAUGCUUAAGGCCCUGGGUAUCAACGAUCUAAUACACUUUGACUUCCUGGACCCUCCGCCGCACGAGACGCUGGUGCUGGCUUUGGAGCAGCUGUACGCCCUGGGUGCUCUGAAUCAUCAUGGAGAGCUGACCAAGCUGGGCAGACGAAUGGCCGAGUUUCCAGUGGAUCCCAUGAUGGGCAAGAUGCUGCUGGCAAGUGAAAAAUACAAAUGCUCCGAGGAAAUGGUGACCAUUGCGGCCAUGCUCUCCGUGAACAGCGCCAUCUUCUACAGACCCAAGGACAAAAUCAUUCACGCAGACACUGCGCGCAAGAACUUCAAUCACAUGCACGGCGAUCACCUGAGCCUGCUGCAGGUGUACAACCAGUGGGCGGAGACGGAUUACAGCACGCAGUGGUGCUACGAGAACUUCAUCCAGUACAGGUCCAUGAAGCGGGCUCGAGAUGUGCGGGAACAGCUGGUGGGGCUCAUGCAGCGUGUGGAGAUCGACAUGGUCAGCUGCCUGCCAGAGACUGUAAAUGUUCGCAAGGCAGCCACCGCCGGGUAUUUCUACCAUGUGGCGCGUCUCUCCAAGGGAGGUCACUACAAGACGAUCAAGCACAAUCAAACGGUGAUGAUACAUCCGAAUUCUUCGCUCUUCGAGGAGCUGCCUCGGUGGGUGCUCUACCACGAGCUGGUGUUCACCUCCAAGGAGUACAUGCGUCAGGUCAUCGAGAUCGAGAGCAAGUGGCUGCUGGAGGUGGCUCCGCACUAUUAUAAGGCCAAGGAGCUGGAGGAUUCAACGAAUAAGAAGAUGCCAAAGGUCGCCGGGCGGGCUGAAAUGGCGCAUUAAAUGGGGGGUUACUAGUUUCAAAUUAAAAACAACUUAUUUUGUUCCCAAUUUUAAGAA